UAAUCGACACUUCACGAUUAGUAAUGAGACCGCACGCUUCUAAUGCUCUCUCUAUCUAAUGAAGCCAAAAGCUAGCUCCCUUUCUCAUGAUUUUAAGUAGUUACAGAGUCACCAUCAUCCUCCCCAAGCUCACGUCUUCACUGUGACACUCUCACCUACAGUAACUCAGUUCCGCUUUCAAGAGCUUCUCCGAUAAGCAGCUUAUGUGAUUUCUCACAAUGUCUCCGAUCACAUUGCCUCUCUCCCAAUCCAAACUCUUAUUUCCAUCCUUCACCGGCGUUUCUCUCUCCUCCGUUUCCGCUUCCUCUAACAAACACUCCUCCAUUUCCAUCCCUUACAAUGCUUCUCAUUUUAACUUCCCCAGGCUCGCUUCCACCAGUGGAUCUCUCCGCGCCCCAUCUGCAGCCUCUACCACCACUAUCACCACCUCCGUCGUCGACGGGACUGAAGAUGACCACUCCGAUCUUGGCGGUGGAGCAACCGCCUUCGUCAUCCAUUCCCGUAAACGAAUCGGCCUCCUCCAGGUCAUUAUUCGUGUAUUCAAAGUACUUGGCCUUAUUGUCGAGAAGGCCACUGUUGAAUAUGAAGGGGAUUAUUUUACGAAAACGUUUUAUGUUACCGAUUCCAGUGGGAAUAGAAUUGAGGACGCUGAGAGCUUGGAUAAGAUUAAGAAAGUGUUGAUGCAGGCGAUCGAAAGUGGAGAACGUGGAGCCGCCGAGGUGAAGACGGGGUCCACGGGAAGAGGUAUAGUGGUGAGGAGGCCUGGAUUGAGGCUAGGAGAGAAUAGAGCAAAAGUGGAGAGAAUGUUCGGCUUAAUGGAUCGGUUUUUGAAGAACGAUCCGGCUACUCUACAAAAUGAUAUUGUGAAUCACGUUGAGUAUACGGUGGCCAGGUCACGCUUUAGUUUCGACGAUUUUGAAGCUUACCAGGCUUUGACACAUAGCGUGAGAGAUCGUUUGAUCGAACGUUGGCAUGAUACCCAAAUAUGCUUCAGGAGGAAAGAUCCAAAGCGUUUAUACUUCCUCUCACUUGAGUAUCUUAUGGGUCGCUCCUUGUCAAAUAGUGUCAUCAAUCUUGGCAUUCGAGACCAAUAUGCAGAUGCAUUAUCUCAGCUUGGUUUUGAUUUUGAAGUUUUGGCAGAGCAGGAAGGGGAUGCUGCCCUUGGUAAUGGUGGCCUUGCUCGUCUUUCAGCUUGUCAAAUGGAUUCCUUAGCUACGUUGGACUAUCCUGCAUGGGGUUAUGGGCUGCGAUACCAGUAUGGGUUGUUCCGCCAGGUCAUAUUGGAUGGCUAUCAACAUGAGCAACCUGAUUAUUGGUUAAAUUUUGGAAAUCCUUGGGAGAUAGAACGGAUUCAUGUAACUUAUACUGUGAAGUUCUAUGGGACUGUCGAAGAGGAAAAUUUUAAAGGUGGAAAGCAUAAAGUAUGGGUCCCCAAUGAAACGGUUGAAGCUGUAGCGUAUGAUAAUCUAAUACCUGGCUAUGGAACAAGGAAUACCAUUACACUUCGCCUCUGGGCUGCUAAACCAAGUGAUCAAAAUGACAUGGAGUCGUAUAAUACUGGAGACUACAUCAAUGCCGUUGUCAAUAGACAGAGGGCAGAAACCAUAAGUAGCAUUUUAUACCCUGAUGACCGCUCACAUCAGGGGAAGGAACUACGGUUGAAACAACAAUAUUUUUUUGUCUCUGCGUCAUUGCAAGACAUUAUUCGGAGGUUUAAAGACACUCACAGUAACUUUGAUGACUUCCCAGAAAAGGUUGCCCUGCAGCUGAAUGAUACUCACCCGUCUCUUGCAAUAGCUGAGGUCAUGAGAGUGCUCGUUGACGAAGAGAAUUUGAGUUGGAGCAGAGCAUGGGACAUUUCAUGCAAGAUUUUUACUUUUACCACUCACACAGUGUUGCCUGAAGCAUCAGAGAAAAUACCUGUUGAUCUACUGGGAAGUCUUCUACCACGCCAUUUACAAAUAAUAUAUGAAAUAAACUUUAGAUUCCUUGAAGAGUUGAAGAAGCGAAUUGGUUUAGAUUAUGACCGACUUUCCAGGAUGUCAAUUAUUGAGGAAGGUGCAGUGAAGAGUAUUCGAAUGGCAAAUCUAUCAAUUGUCUGCUCUCACACUGUGAAUGGUGUCUCUAAAAUGCACGCAGAGUUAUUAAAAACAAGAGUGUUCAAGGACUUCUAUGAGUUGUGGCCUCACAAAUUUCAUUACAAGACAAAUGGAGUAACCCAGCGUCGCUGGGUUGUUGUCAGCAACCCAAGUUUGUGUGCUCUUAUCUCAAAAUGGCUUGGAACAGAAGCUUGGAUUCGUGAUAUGGACCUAUUAGUAGGUUUGCAAGAGUAUGCAACAAAUGGUGAUCUACAUGAAGAAUGGAAGAUGGUGAGGAAGGUUAACAAAAUGAGGCUUGCAGAAUAUAUUGAAGCAAUGAGUGGAGUCAAGGUCAGUGUGGAUGCAAUGUUUGAUGUGCAGUUAAAGCGAAUACAUGAGUACAAAAGACAGUUUCUCAAUAUACUUGGCAUCAUCCACAGAUAUGAUUGCAUUAAGAACAUGGAGAAGAAAGACAGGAGAAAUGUUGUUCCUCGAGUUUGCAUAAUUGGGGGAAAAGCUGCUCCUGGUUAUGAAAUUGCAAAGAAGAUUAUCAAACUAUGUCAUGCUGUAGCAGAAAAGAUUAACAAUGACCCAGAUAUUGGAGAUCUUUUGAAGCUGGUUUUUAUCCCAGAUUACAAUAUCACUGUUGCUGAGUUGGUAAUUCCAGGGGCUGACCUCUCACAACACUUAAGCACUGCGGGACAUGAGGCAUCGGGAACCGGCUGCAUGAAGUUUUUGAUGAAUGGAUGUUUACUUUUAGCUACUGCAGAUGGUUCAACCAUUGAAAUUAUAGAAGAAAUAGGCGCAGAUAACAUGUUUUUGUUCGGUGCAAAAGUCAGCGAAGUUCCAGUUUUGCGCAAGAAAGCACCUAAUCUUAAAGUACCUCUUCAAUUUGCUCGUGUUGUAAGAAUGGUUCGAAAUGGCUACUUUGGCUUCGAAGACUAUUUUGAAUCGUUAUGUGACAGCGUGGAGGUUGACAAUGACUUUUACCUCCUAGGUGCUGAUUUUGAGAGCUAUCUGGAGGCACAGGCCGCAGCGGACAAGGCAUUUAUUGAUGAAGAGAAGUGGACUCAAAUGAGCAUUCUUAGCACAGCUGGGUCUGGAAGAUUUAGCAGUGAUAGAACAAUCGACGAUUAUGCAGAGAAGACUUGGGGAAUUGAACGCUGCAGAUGCCCAGCCUGAUCUCUUAUUCCUCUGAAUUGAGAUACCAGUCGAGCAGAACAAAUAAUGGAUCAAGGCACAUGCGAGCUUUCAUUUUUAUGCAUUACAGUUCUCCCAGCGGCACUACUUGGCAUCAGUUUUCACGCCAAAUGCUGAAAGGCCUACAUCAGAAGAAGCAAGCAGGAAGCUAUGGAAGCUCAGCAUGUAACUUGAAGAGAAUAAUAAAGGAGUAUCUAGCAGGAGUAAUCUGCAUAUCAUUAUAUAUGCAAUAAAUAAAAUUUAGAUAUGCAGUUAUACUUCAUGGAAAUGUAAAAAAAAUAAAAAUGUAGCUUCACUCGUGAGUUAACUGUAAUAAAAUUUUGUUAGCUUUGUUAUAAAAAUGAUAAUCAUGAUUGAUUAUCAUUUUUUUAAAAAGCUACUUUGGAAUAAUUACCUAUAACCAAUUCUUUA
Messenger RNA from Manihot esculenta (cassava), 3689 nucleotides. RefSeq names its product glycogen phosphorylase 1. Gene Ontology annotation, biological process: glycogen catabolic process. The record is from RefSeq and is a predicted model, not a curated record. Lineage: Eukaryota; Viridiplantae; Streptophyta; Magnoliopsida; Malpighiales; Euphorbiaceae. Gene Ontology annotation, cellular component: cytoplasm. The transcript is spliced from 22 exons. Gene Ontology annotation, molecular function: glycogen phosphorylase activity; pyridoxal phosphate binding. The coding region runs from base 219 to 3260 and encodes 1013 amino acids.